UGCGUUCAUGUGAUUAAGCAACUUUGUCUGAGUAUUAUUAUCACCGUUAUCUACAUUACGCUGGCUACAGCAAGGCGUUUAGCUCAGUGAAAUAAUACCGUCUUGAUUCAAACGGACUGGAUUUCAAACUCUCCCUUUAUUGUUCGUCAUGCAAUGGCAAAAAUACGGAGCUUCCCUUUUUAAUGCUUAACUUUACUGAUUUCCCUUUGACACACUAACGACUCUGAACACCAACCUUUAUUUUGAGGAGCUGGGGUUUUCACAGAUUUUGAAAGAAAAAAUGAAUCUGGAAGAGUAUUUCAAGAGGAUUGGUUUCCUUGGAGAAUUUUCUAAACCAGACCUUGAAACACUAAACCAGGUCCAUAAACACCAUGUGAUGUCAGUUCCAUUUGAAAACCUCAGCAUUCACUGUGGUGAGAAGAUCACUAUGGAUCUUGAAGUCAUUUUCAAUAAGAUUGUGAGGAGCAACCGUGGAGGUUGGUGUUGUGAGAAUAAUCUCCUCUUUUCCUGGGUGCUAAAAGAGAUGGGUUAUAGUCCAGUGAUGUUGGGUUCAAGAGUCUACAACAACACCACAAACCAGUUUAAUCCCAUGGACUCUCACCUCAUCAACAAGGUAAUCAUUAAUGGGACAGCUUACAUUGCAGAUGUGAGCUUUGGCGUAUCCUCCCAAAUAUGGUACCCUCUUGAGCUUGUCUCGGGGAAGGACCAGCCACAAUCCCCGGGUGUCUUCCGUCUGAUACAAGAUGGAGAACUGUGGACUUUGGAGAAGACAGCUCGAAAGCCUCUGGUUCUCAAUAAUGCUUUUGCCAACUCACCUCUGGUAAACAAGUGCCUAAAGAAGAAGAUCUAUGGCUUCACCUUACAUCCACGUGGGGUUGAUCAUUUCCUAGAGACUUCCCAUUGCCUUCAGACAGAUCCAAAUUCUCUGUUCACCAACAAGUCCAUCUGCUCAUUGCAGACGGCUAUAGGAUUCAGAGCCCUAAUUGGCUGGACCUUCAUUGAGGCCACCUACAACGACCAGGAUGGUGUUGAUGUUCUGGAUCUGAAAAACAUACCUGAUGACGAUGUGGAUAAAGUGCUGAAAGAAAUCUUUAACUUGUCGUUGGCAAACAAGCUGGUUACUAAAAACAACAAAGCUGAUUACACUGUUUAAGAACUUGUAACGUUUCUUAUUUUACUUAAUUGUAGUGUAGCCUCUGAAGUGUUUUUUCUUAAUGCAAACUGCAGAGCAUACAAUAUUUCCUGAUUUCAAGAUUGUGUCAAAAAAGGCAAUCAAAAUGUGUCAAAAAAGGCAGUGUCAAAAAAGGCAAUCAAAAUGAUUUAAAGAUUGCUUUACGAGUGAGACAAUAAAAUGCUACAUAGACUAAUCUUAAUAAUAAUAAUAACUAUUUGUAUAGCACUUCUAGUACAGUUACACAAAGUGCUUUACACACAAUAAUAGAAAUGCAUCAAAAUAACAAUUUAUAUAAAACAUAUUUUUAAAAAGUAAAAGAAAAAAGAUGUAUAAAAUCACAAUGAUAAAAUGUUUGUAAAAGCCAUCUUAUAAAAAAUUGUUUUUAGUUAAGAUUUAAAAGAAUGCACUGAUGUAGAAUCUCUGACAUUCUGUGGUAGGCUGUUCCAGAGUCUAGGGGCCCUUAUGGCAAAGGCCCGGUUCCCUUUAGUUUUAGUUUUCAGUCUAGACUGGGCGAGAUGAAAUGAGAGCAUGUAUAAUUUUCUCAGUGUCCUCAUAUUGUAAAACCAAUCUUAUUUUGGCAAUGUUUCUAUGUGGAUAAAAGUAUGUCUGUACCAGUUUUUGUGUUAUUCAAAUUGUAAGUCUGGAUAAAAGAACACCCAAAUGUCUGGCCAUAGGCACAAUAUUUUUUGCUAGCGAUCCUAGAGCCAACUGAACUUCAUCUGAAAUAGAUGGGGGGCCAAUAAUUAAAACUUUGGUUUCAUCAGAAAAUUAUUGUCAAUCCAGUUUGUAACAUCUUCCAGGCAAUUAUGCAGAACACAACUUGCUUACGUCAUUUGGCUUAACCGACAAAUACAACUGUAUAUCAUCUGCAUAAUAAUGAAAAUAUAUGUAAUGCUGCCGAAUUAUACUACAUAAUGGAUCAUUAAUCAUACUAAUCAUACAUACUAAUCAUUAAUCAUAAUCAAUCAUAGUCAUACUAUCUAAUGGAUCUUAGUUUGCAUAAUCAUUAUCAUGGCGUUUGACUGUACACCGUCAUGUUUGAGACCGGGGGGGGGCUUGAUUGACAGUAUGGCGUAUGCUAGCUCAAAAAGUGGCAUCUCGAGCUAUCAUAUCUGCAAGUUUACACAGAAAUAUCUGCAAGUUUAAAACAAAAUAAUCUAGUCUAAAUUCUCAUGUCUUUUUGGAUAUGCCUCAGAAAAUGUCACGUAAUGUAAAUAAGCCCUUGGUUUCUGGACAACAAAUAUUAUAGUGCCUAUAAGACAAUUAUUGAUUGAUUGAAAUUGAAUUUCUGUGGAUGUGUGUAUUACAUAUGUUGAUUGUGUUUUUAAUGUUGUGAUACAGCGGUCAGCUUUGAAUAAAACUUGGAUCUCA
Molecule: messenger RNA, 2545 nt
Organism: Esox lucius (northern pike)
Lineage: Eukaryota; Metazoa; Chordata; Actinopteri; Esociformes; Esocidae
Product: arylamine N-acetyltransferase, pineal gland isozyme NAT-10
Exons: 3
Coding region: 281-1153 (290 amino acids)
Molecular function (GO): acetyltransferase activity
Source: RefSeq, a predicted model, not a curated record